Molecule: messenger RNA, 864 nt
Organism: Cyprinus carpio (common carp)
Lineage: Eukaryota; Metazoa; Chordata; Actinopteri; Cypriniformes; Cyprinidae
Product: calcium-binding protein 5-like
Molecular function (GO): calcium ion binding
Source: RefSeq, a predicted model, not a curated record
CGAUGCGGUCCCCCAGAAGCCCCGCACCGCUCCACACUCCAGGAGGUUGCAGGGUGUUGUAAAUCCUGGUGGUAACAGCAGCUUUGGACUCACAUCCCAACACUCACAGAUAUGACUGCAUGCAUCUUCUUACGGGGAGCAAAAAUCGACAGAGAACUGGCAGAUGAUGAGAUCGAAGAGUUGAGAGAGGCAUUUAAUGAAUUCGAUAAAGAUAAAGACGGUCUAAUCAGCUGUAAGGACCUGGGGAACCUGAUGAGGACGAUGGGUUACAUGCCGACGGAGAUGGAGCUGAUCGAGCUGGGCCAGAACAUCAGCAUGAACCUGGGAGGAACGGUGGACUUUGAAGACUUUGUGGAGCUAAUGGCGCCGAAGCUUUUGGCCGAAACAGCCGGCAUGAUCGGAGUGAAGGAACUACGAGACGCUUUCAGAGAGUUUGACAUGGACGGCGACGGCUCGAUCACCUCCGAGGAGCUGAGGAGCGCGAUGGCUAAACUACUGGGAGAACACAUGAACCACAGAGAGAUCGAGGCCGUGGUCCGAGAGGCAGACAACAACGGCGACGGCACGGUCGAUUUCGAAGAGUUCGUCAGGAUGCUGUCAAGCUGCUGAGACAUUCAUCUUCUGGACGCUGCAGGAUCAUAAACACAGCUUGCGUGUCCCUAAAUAUCAGUGCAAUGUACAGAAAGAUCUUUCCCCAUAAACUAUGCAAACAUGUCAGGCUUUCAGUGCAAUACAGAGCUACUGAUCUGAGAGAUGAUGGAUGUGCAAUAUUUCUGUGAAAUUAUUAUCACGAGUCUAAUACUAUAACACUUGUCUUUGCAGUAUUUUUAAUAGAUAUUUGCUCAAUAAAAUACAAAAUUAGGA